This is a messenger RNA of Neltuma alba, 567 nucleotides long. Its product is annotated as histone H4. The record is from RefSeq and is a predicted model, not a curated record. Gene Ontology annotation, cellular component: nucleosome. The transcript has a single exon. Gene Ontology annotation, molecular function: protein heterodimerization activity; DNA binding; structural constituent of chromatin. The coding region runs from base 63 to 374 and encodes 103 amino acids. Lineage: Eukaryota; Viridiplantae; Streptophyta; Magnoliopsida; Fabales; Fabaceae.
UAUCGAAGACCGAGUCCUCUCAGUGCAUCGCUCUCGGGAUUUCUGUCACUUCCUCGUUGAAAAUGUCGGGCCGUGGAAAGGGAGGCAAGGGUUUGGGGAAGGGAGGAGCCAAGAGGCACAGGAAGGUGCUUCGCGAUAACAUUCAGGGUAUUACCAAGCCUGCAAUUCGCCGAUUGGCUCGUAGAGGUGGAGUUAAGCGUAUUAGCGGUCUCAUCUAUGAGGAGACUCGCGGUGUACUGAAGAUUUUCCUUGAGAACGUUAUUCGCGAUGCGGUGACCUAUACCGAGCAUGCUAGGAGGAAGACGGUGACCGCCAUGGAUGUUGUUUACGCGCUGAAGAGGCAGGGUAGGACAUUGUACGGUUUCGGUGGUUGAUUUCAGUAUCGAAGUCGAAGGUUCUUCUUAGGGUUUUUUGUUUAGGGAUUGUGUUUGUAAAUGUUAAGUUCAAUUAGAUGUUAUUUUCAGCCUUGUAGUUCUCGCAACAUCUUGAAAUGUAUCCUUGGAUCCGGUUUUAAUGUGAUGUUUGGUAGUUUCUCCUAUAUCAAAUCAAAUCUUGUCCAUUCUUUUU